GAGGAGGAGGAGAGGACGAGGAGGGGGAGGGGGCAGAGGCGGAAGAAACUGACGUGGCUCUCUGAGAUGGAGCCCAGCGUGAUUCAUCAGCAGGAGCUGUAACGGUGGAGGCUGCUUCUGGCCCUAGGCGGGAUGGGGAGGGAGCGUCUGGAGCGCUCAGUAGAGGCGCCCUGAGCGGACCUUUUACAGUAUCUGGAGGUGGAGAGGGAGGUCGGCCUCAAUCGUCCGUGGCGUCUACAGCUAGUUCCUUUCCCUUCGGCCGCGGAGUGCCCACGAAGGUCAAGAUGGAAGAGAUACUGAGAAAGCUGCAGAAGGAAGCGUCCGGGAGCAAAUACAAAGCCAUCAAGGAGAGCAGCACCUUGGCCGUAGAAAUGUUGAGUGGUCCAGAUACCAUUGUCAAGAUUCCAUCUUACCAGCUGAGGGAGAAGUGUCUCCUUCCUCUCCAACUUGCUUUGGAAUCCAAGAACAUGAAAUUGGCUCAGUAUGCUCUGGCAGGGAUGCAGAAGCUGCUAUCAGAUGAGAGAUUCGUCUCCAUGGAAACAGACUCCGAUGAGAAGCAGUUGCUUAAUCAGAUCCUGAAUGCUGUCAGAGUGACUCCUUCUCUCAAUGAAGAUCUGCAGGUAGAAGUGAUGAAGGUUUUACUUUGCAUAACUUAUUCAUCCACCUUUGACAUGAAUGGAAGUGCAGUGCUGAAGAUUGCAGAGGUGUGCAUUGAGACAUACGUAUCUAGCUGUCACCAACGUAGUAUUAAUACUGCUGUGCGGGCAACUCUCAGUCAAAUGUUGAGUGACUUGACUUUACAGUUACGGCAAAGGCAGGAGAACACGAUUAUUGAAAAUCCAGAUAUCCCUCCCGAUUUGGGGAAACAAGGUUCAACUUUAGAAACCCUCUGUGAUGAUGUCGUCUCUGUCCUCUCCGUCUUGUGUGAGAAGUUACAAGCCUCGAUAAAUGAAAAUCAACAGCUACAACUUCUUUACCUGGAGUGUAUUCUGUCCAUGCUUAACAGUUGCUCUACAACGAUGCAUAACCACAAAGGUUUCACCGACCUCAUUUGGAAGCACCUGUGUCCAGCUCUCAUAGUGAUCCUGGGAAAUCCCAUUCAUGAUAAAACCAUCACCUCUGCUCACAGCAACAGCAUCAGCAUUGAGUCUGAUUCCUCUUCCUCAGGAGUUUCUGAUCAUGGCCGAGGAUCUGGGUGUUCCUCAACAGCACCAGCUCUCAGUGGGCCUGUAGCCCGCACAAUAUACUACAUUGCAGCUGAGCUCAUCCGUUUGGUGGGGUCAGUGGAAUCCAUGAAGCCAGUGCUGCAGUCCCUUUAUCAUCGGGUGUUGCUGUAUCCCCCACCCCAGCACCGAGUGGAAGCUAUUAAGAUCAUGAAAGAGAUACUUGGUAGUCCCCAGAGGCUCUGUGAUUUGGCAGGGCCCAGCGCCAUUGAACUCGAAUCCAGGAAAAGAUCAGUUUCAAAAAGAAAGUCACAUCUAGAUCUUCUCAAACUCAUUAUGGAUGGAAUGACAGAAGCUUGUAUAAAAGGUGGUAUUGAAGCCUGCUUUGCUUCAGUAUCCUGUGUCUGCACCCUACUUGGAGCAUUAGAUGAACUUAGCCAGGGCAAAGGAUUGAGUGAGGAACAGGUACAGCUGCUGCUCCGGCGCAUCGAUGAGUUGAAAGAUGGGGCAGAGUCGAGCCGUGAAUCCAUGGAGAUCAAUGAAGCAGACUUUCGGUGGCAAAGGCGAGUCCUGUCCUCAGAACACACCCCAUGGGAAUCAGGAAAUGAGAAGAGCCCUGACAUUAGCAUUAGUGUUACCACGGAUACAGGUCAGACCACUUUGGAGGGUGAAAUGGGGCAGACCACGCCCGAGGAGACCCCCGAAACCCAAAAGAGCUGUUUAAAGUCGCCAGCCGUACAAGAGAGUAAGGAAAUUCUCAGGAAAGAGCGAGAAUCAGAAGCGAUAGACCAACCAGAUGUUGUUCAGAGAAGCCACACUGUUGUUUACCCUGACAUAACUAAUUUCCUGUCCGUUGAUUGCAGGACGAGAUCCUACGGAUCCAGAUAUAGUGAGAGUAAUUUCAGUGUAGAUGACCAAGACCUUUCUAGGACUGAAUUUGAUUCCUGUGAUCAGUACUCCAUGGCAGCAGAAAAAGACUCGGGGAGGUCUGAUGUCUCAGACAUUGGGUCUGAUAAUUGUUCUCUAGCUGACGAAGAGCAGACCCCGAGGGAUUGCCUGGGCCACAGAUCUUUAAGGACGGCUGCCCUCUCGUUAAAACUGCUGAAGAGCCAGGAGGCAGAUCAGCACAGCGCCAGGUUGUUUGUGCAAACCCUGGAGAACCUUCUCCCUCGGCUCCUUGCUCUCCCCACUGUGGAAGAGGUGGACUCUGCCCUCCAGAACUUCUCCUCAACCUUCUGUUCAGGUAUGAUUCACUCUCCUGGAUUUGACAGCACCAACAGCCUCAGCUUUCAAAUCCUGAUGAAUGCGGACAGUCUCUACAUGGUCUCACACUACACUCUCCUGCUCAACCUGAAGCUCUCUAAUGGUGAUUACUACAGAAAGAAGCCAACACUUGCACCUGUCAUGUUGAAAGAGUUUAUGAAGCAGGUCCAAACCAGUGGAGUGCUGAUGGUUUUCUCUCAAGCUUGGAUUGAAGAACUUUACCAUCAGGUGCUUGAUCGAAACAUGCUUGGUGAAGCAGGAUAUUGGGGAAGUCCCGAAGAACACAGCCUUCCCCUCAUCACCAUGUUAACUGAUAUUGAUGGCUUGGAGAGCAGUGUCAUAGGUGGCCAACUGAUGGCAUCAGCUUCUACAGAGUCUCCUCUCAUCCAGAACCAGAGAACAGAUGAUUCCAUAGUGGCAGGUGUUGCUUUUGCCCGUUAUAUUCUGAUUGGCUGCUGGAAGAACCUGAUUGAUACUUUGUCUACACCUCUGACUGGUCGCAUGGCUGGAAGCUCCAAGGGACUGGCAUUCAUUCUGGGUGCUGAAGGAGUCAAAGAACAGAACCAGAAAGAACGAGACUCCAUCUGCAUGAGUCUUGAUGGACUGAGGAAAGCAGCUCGACUGAGCUGUGCUCUAGGAGUUGCUGCUAAUUGUGCAUCAGCACUUGCUCAGAUGGCUGCUGCAUCUUGUGUACAGGAAGAGAAAGAGGAGAGAGAAGUUCAAGAGCCCAGUGAUGCUAUAACUCAAGUGAAACAAAAAGUGGAACAGAAACUGGAGCAGAUUGGGAAGGUUCAAGGAGUGUGGCUGCACACAGCACAUGUUUUGUGCAUGGAUGCCAUCCUCAAUGUGGGCCUGGAAAUGGGAAGCCACAAUCAGGACUGUUGGCCACAUGUGUUCAGAGUAUGUGAAUAUGUUGCAACACUGGAGCACAGCCAUUUCAGCGAUGGCACGAGUCAGCCUGCUCUGCCUAUCAGCCAGCCCCAGAAGACCUCUGGAGGGACAGGGGUCCUGGCAGAUUACGAGUCAGAAUGUUUACCCCAGGAAUCUCACCUUGAGCAGGACAGCUCACUGCGCAGCACACCCAUCAUUCAGCAGCUGUCCAUUCAGGAGCUCAUUAAGGAGGGCCGGAAGGGCCGAGCUUUUGACUUUCGAGGUGGCAGCCUUUUGAGUGGGAGUAGCGCUGCCAAAGCUGUCCUCACCCUUUCCACCCAAGCUGACAGACUCUUUGAAGAUGCUGCUGACAAGCUGAAUUUAAUGGCGUUAGCAGGUUUUCUAUACCAGUUGAAAAAAGCUUCUCAGUCCCAGCUUUUCCAUUCUGUUACAGAUACCGUCGAUUACUCUUUAGCAAUGCCAGGAGAAGUUAAAUCCACCCAAGAUAGGAGAAGUGCUCUCCACCUGUUCCGUCUUGGGGAUUCAAUGCUCAGAAUAGUCCGGAGUAAAUCUCGUCCACUCCUCCAUUUCAUGCGCUGUUGGAGCCUUGUGGCUCCUCAUUUGGUAGAGGCUGCCUGCCAUAAGGAAAGGCACGUUUCUCAGAAAGCGGUCUCCUUCAUCCAUGACAUCCUCACAGAGGUUCUGACAGAUUGGAGCGAGCCCCCUCAUUUUCAUUUCAAUGAAGCACUGUUCCGUCCCUUCGAACGUAUCAUGCAGCUAGAACUGUGCGAUGACGAUGUCCAGGACCAGGUAGUCACUUCAAUAGGAGAGUUGGUUGAAGUAUGUUCUACUCAGAUCCAGUCAGGAUGGAGGCCCUUAUUCAGUGCCCUGGAGACAGUGCACAGCAGUAAUAAAUCAGAAAUGAAGGAAUAUCUUAUAGGAGACUACUCCAUGGGAAAGGGUCAGGCCCCUGUUUUUGAUGUCUUUGAAGCCUUUCUGAAUACGGACAACAUCCAGGUGUUUGCCAAUGCAGCCACCAGUUAUAUUAUGUGCCUUAUGAAGUUUGUCAAAGGAUUGGGAGAAGUGGAAUGUAAAGAGAUCGGGGAUUGUGUGCCAGGGUCAACAUCAACAUCAACAGACUUGUGCCUUCCCGCUCUUGAUUACCUCAGGAAGUGUUCUCAGUUGCUUGCCAAAAUCUACAAGAUGCCCUUGAAACCAAUUUUCCUUGGUGGGAGGCUUGCCAGCUUGCCUCGGAGAGUUCAAGAGAACUCGGCCAGUAGUGAGGAUGGGAUAGAAUCAAUACUUUCUGAUUUUGAUGAUGAUACUGGUCUUAUAGAAGUCUGGAUCAUCCUUCUAGAACAGCUGACAGCUGCUGUAUCCAAUUGUCCUCGUCAGCAUCAACCUCCUACCCUGGAUUUACUCUUUGAGCUCUUGAGAGAUGUUACCAAAGUACCUGGACCAGGGUUUGGGAUAUAUGCAGUUGUACAUCUCCUCCUUCCUGUGAUGUCCCUGUGGCUCCGCCGUAGCCAUAAAGACCAUGCUUACUGGGAUGUCGCCUCAGCUAAUUUCAAGCAUGCCAUUGGUUUGUCCUGUGAAUUGGUGGUGGAACAUAUCCAGAGCUUUAUACAUUCAGAUAUUAGGUAUGAAAAUAUGAUCAACACAAUGCUAAAAGAUCUCUUCGAGUUAUUGGUAGCAUGUGUGGCCAAGCCGACAGAAACUAUCUCCAGAGUUGGCUGUUCUUGUAUUCGGUAUGUCCUUGUAACAGCAGGGCCUGUUUUCACUGAAGAAAUGUGGAGGCUUGCGUGCUGUGCCCUACAAGAUGCGUUCUCUGCCACGCUAAAACCAGUGAAGGACCUAUUGGGCUGUUUCCACAGUGGCAAUGAAAGUUUCAGUAGUGAUGGAUGCCAGGUGAGAGUGGCAGCCCCCUCUUCUUCCCCUAGUGCUGAGGCGGAAUACUGGAGGAUCCGAGCCAUGGCACAACAAGUGUUUAUGUUAGACACUCAGUGCUCACCAAAGACUCCAAACAACUUCGAUCAUGCCCAAUCCUGUCAGCUGAUCAUUGAGCUGCCUCCUGAUGAGAAGCCAAAUGGGCACACCAAGAAAAGUGUCUCUUUCAGGGAAAUUGUGGUGAGUUUAUUGUCUCAUCAAGUGCUUCUCCAGAACUUGUAUGAUAUCUUAUUGGAAGAGUUUGUCAAAGGCCCCUCCCAAGGAGAAGAGAAGACAGUUCAAGUGCCAGAAAACAAGUUGGCUGGUUUCCUCAGGUAUAUCUCCAUGCAGAACUUGGCCGUCAUCUUUGACUUGCUGUUGGAUUCCUAUAGAACAGCCAGAGAGUUUGACACCAGCCCAGGGUUGAAAUGCCUGCUGAAGAAAGUGUCUGGCAUUGGAGGGGCAGCCAACCUAUACCGCCAGUCUGCAAUGAGCUUUAACAUUUAUUUUCAUGCCCUAGUCUGUGCUGUCUUGACCAACCAGGAGAAUAUCACUGCUGAACAGGUGAAGAAAGUCCUUUUUGAAGACGAUGAAAGAAGUACCGAUUCUUCCCAACAGUGUUCAUCAGAGGAUGAAGAUAUUUUUGAGGAAACAGCACAGGUCAGUCCCCCUCGGGGGAAGGAGAAAAGACAAUGGCGGGCUAGAAUACCCUCUCUGAGUGUCCAGCCAGUCAGCAAUGCAGACUGGGUGUGGCUGGUCAAAAGGCUUCAUAAGCUCUGCAUGGAACUGUGCAACAAUUACAUCCAGAUGCAUUUGGAUCUAGAGAAUAAUGUGGAGGAACCUCCUACCUUCAAGAGCGACCCUUUCUUUAUCCUUCCCUCCUUCCAAUCUGAAUCAUCCACCCCAUCCACAGGAGGGUUUUCGGGGAAGGAUACACCUUCUGAGGACGACCGAAGUCAGUCAAGGGACCAUAUGAUUGAUGCCAUGACCCCAAAGGGAAACAUCGGGGAAAUGUCAGAGUUGCCCGCCAGCCCAAGGGGGGAGAGGAAAGAUCAAAGCAGGAAGAAAGAGUGGUGGGAGAGUGCAGGAAACAAAAUCUAUACCAUGGCCACCGACAAGACUAUUUCAAAGUUGAUGACUGAGUACAAGAAAAGGAAGCAGCAGCAACAUAACCUAGUCCCAUUUGCCAAAGACAUGAAGGUGGAGAAGAAAGGAGAGCAACUGGUCUCGAGGGGACCAGAUUCACCCCUCCUCCAGCGACCACAACAUCUGAUAGACCAGGGCCAAAUGAGGCAUUCCUUCAGUGCUGGCCCAGAAGUCCUGAGGCAAGAGAAAAGGCCACGCUCUGGCUCAACAGUGAGCACCCUGAGUAUAUCUGUGAGAGACGCUGAGGCCCAGAUCCAGGCAUGGACCAACAUGGUGCUAACAGUUCUCAAUCAGAUUCAGAUCUUGCCGGACCAGAUGUUUAUUGCACUCCAGCCAGCAGUAUUCCCUUGUAUCAGCCAACUGACUUGUCAUGUGACUGAUAAUCGUGUUCGCCAGGCUGUAAGGGAAUGGCUUGGAAGAGUGGGCCGAGUCUAUGACAUCAUCAUAUAGAAGAAAUCCAUUCUAUCAGAUGGGAGAAGAAAGUAAUGAGGGUUAAAGGUAUGCCAACAAUCUGGUUGACAAUUUCUCACCUCCCCCUUUAACAUUUAGGAGAAGGAGCCUAUACAUUUGGAGAUGGUAACCAAACAAGAAGCCUUUCAGGAUACCCAACCUUGAGCUGGCCAUGUGUCUGGUCUAGGCAAAUGCACUGUGUGAGAUUCAUUGAUCUCACUCAUUGCUUUAGAAGUGUCUGUAUCAUUGAAGUACAUCUUUCUAUACAUUGAACAUUAUUACCCAUUGCUUCAGCAUGUGAUUAUUUAUAGGAAGGUCAUAUCCAAGGGCUACUCUUUUGAAAGCACUUUGUUGGCUAAGUGGAAUUAGAUACAGUGAGACUAUUGCAAUUGAUGCCACCCCUUCCAAAAAAAAAGCUUGCUAUUAAGUCAGAAUAGUGUCAAAGGCUCAGAAAAUCAGUAGCAGGUGAUGUUAAUGGUAGGAAGAGCUAGACCACCCAUAUCAAUUUGAUGGGGAAGGAAGCUGAUACAAGGAUAUGGUUAAAUGAAAGACACCUUUUUCCAAAUAAGGCCAAAAGAUUAUCAGGAAGCUUGUAAAAAAUAAUUCUUAGUAAAUCAAGCUUUAUAAGCAUUUGUACCAACUUGACCAAGAAGAGUAUGUUCAAGUUUUUGUAUGUCCCUAUUUAUAUAGAGACCCUUUCCUGAAAGGGUUUGAGAUCAUGACAGCAGCCCUAGCCCUAUACUCACAAUGCCCAAUAAUUUAUUAGAGUACCAUUAUUAGAAGAUUUAGGAGCUCUCGUACGGUUAGGAAUGGUUGGGUUGACUUAAUCUCACAAUUGAUGUUUUGAGAACAGGUAGGGGAACAGUGUGAAUCAAUGGUGUCUCAGAUACUCCGGUUUUCUUAUGCAGAGACAGACCUGAGUAUCAUAUUUAUCUGAAUAUAAGGUAAAAUGCUAAAAAAAAUUUUUUUUAACACAUCUUACCUUACAUUCACAGAUAUGGGUCAUAGGUAAUAAAAACUCAAGGGUCCUUCUUUGAUUCCUACCUUCAUUGCUGGUUGCUUCUAACCCCUUGUAAAUUAUACUUCUGGGCAGGGAAAGGUACAAGAACUAGGCUGUGUGAUUUAACUAAUUUAAGAUCUGCUUUUAAAACCUUAUUAUAGGGGGUAGCUAGGUGGCGCAGUGGAUAAAAGCACUGGCACUGGAUUCAGGAGAACCUGAGUUCAAAUCUGGUCUCAGACAUUUGACAGUUAUUAGCUGUGUGACCCUGGGCAAGUCGCUUAAGCCCCAUUGUCCCGCAAAAACAAAUAAAAACCUUAUUAUAUCUCUAAUUUAAGAUCUGCUUUUAAAACCUUACUAUAUAUCUUUGUUCUGCCCUUUUCUUUUAGAGUAGAACUCUAAGAGUCUCUAAAAUUGAACACAAGUGGUUAAAAAGAGACUGGGAAGAAGUUUAUUGUAAAGUAAUACCAGCUUUGGGAUUGGACCUGGAAAAGCUAUGGAGUGAAGAGGGUCAUUUUGCAUCACAAAGAGCAAGGAAUUGAGUGUUUAAUACAGUCAAGUUCAUUUAUGAACUUGAUAUUUCUCUUCUUUUGUAUUCAAGGCCACUGAUACUGAAGUCAACCCAAUUAAUGGGACAAGGAUAGUUAAACCAUAGAUUACACUAACCUUUAUCUAGAUGCUACAAGAGAAGAAAUUUAGAACAUAACUUUUAAUUAUUACAAUAUAUUUUAGAUUUCUCAAAAUUCUAGGCUGUUAUGCUGAUAAAUUAAUCUUAUUAAGUUCUUAUGAAAGUUUUUCAGAGACAAGAGAUUAUUAUAGAACAAAUGAUGAUUCUCACCCAUCCACUCCCAACUUCUUUUAUUCCAAACUGAGUUUCUUACCAUUCUUACUAUUUGCCAAGCUAAUAAGGAUUUCCUACUGGUUCUUAUCCAGGUUUGGCCCCUAAAACGCUCCAUUGGGGAGGCCAAUUAUUCUUCCUUUGAUCUUAUAUGUUAUCUGGAAGGGUGAGGACUAGUUAUAACUCCCAAAUUUUAUGAGUGGACUAUUGAAGGCAUUUUUCUCUCCAGUAGUAGGGGGAGGGGCAGGGAAGAAACAACAUAAUUACAGAUUAUUCCAUAUAGUGGCAUCUACAAGGAAGAGAGGAAUGUGUUUCAAUUUGCACAAUACUUUUUCUUCAUACUCAUUGUUUAAUUUAUUUCAUUCCACUGGUCCAAGAAUCAAUCACUUUAGGAAAUGGUUUCCAAUUCUUGACAUUCUGUGAAGUAGAUCACCAAGCCAGAUUGACUCUAACUCUGUUUGGCUUCCAAAUAGUUUUAUAUGCUACAAAUUUCCUAUGUUUUAUGAGUGGACUUGGUGGCAUUAUAAGUACUUUUUAAAAGAAGACUGAGCUAUCUGUGUUUUUAUAGCUUAGCUUCCUCCUUGGAAAACCUUCAAGUGUUCUAUAAGUUGUGAAACUCUGUAUAUAUAAAACACAGAAUUAGGACAGCAAAUAUGGAAAGUAAAUUUGUUAUAUUGAAUUUUUUCUUGUAAUUUUAGAAGGGAAAAGCACCUGUUUUUCUCAACCACCAGGUAGGAUGUGGAAACUGCUUCCUCAUACAGAUAAAAUGCCACUUAAGGAUACUGACUAUAGCAGAGAUUCCCCUCAAAAAAUAUCCCCAAACAAUUAAUAAAGCACUGCUGGGGGGCAGCUAGAUGGCACAGUGGAUAGAGCACCAGCCCUGGAGUCAGGAGGACCUGAGUUCAAAUCCGGACUCAGACACUUAACACUUAUUAGCUGUGUGACCCUGGGCAAGUCACUUAACCCCAAUUGCCUCACUAAAAAAAAAAAAAAGCAUUGUUGGUUCUAAAUUGAGGUCCUCAGUUGACAGAAAUUGAAAAAAACUGUCUACUCUGCCUCUUUUACAUCUAAUUUAUGGGCAGCUAGGUGGCGCAGUGGAUAAGGCACUGUCCCUGGAUUCAGGAGGACCUGAGUUCAAAUUUGGCCUCAGACACUUGACACUUACUAGCUGUGUGACCCUGGGCAAGACACUUAACCCUCAUUGCCCUGCAAAAAAAGAAAAGAAAAGAAAAGAAAAGCAAUCCAAUUUAUGCACAAGUCAAGACAUCACCCCAUGAUGUCAUUGGUCCUCUUCUUCAAAAUGAAGCAACAAAUGACAAUAACAUUCUUGUAAAAAAAUCCUUCCAAGAAGCCAGAUACUGAAUCCUUAAAGUCAGAAGGGAGUUCAGCAUAGAAACAAGAGUUUGUAAAGCCAUCGGUUACAGAAUAAAGAAAGGCAAGUCUAGGCCAUCUUCAGUUUGUAAACAGUUUAUAAAAAUCAAUUCAUAAAUAAGUUUGGUACAGUUUCCCAUGGAAACAAUUAUAAAUUGUGGUUAGGUAGCUCAGAGAAAAUUUUCCUAUAAUUUUAAUGUGUGCUAAACUUUGUAAGUGGAGUUGGUGGCAUUAUAAGUACUUUUAAAAAGAAGACUGAGCUAUCUAUGUUUUGUUUUAUAGCUUAGUUGCCUCCUUGGAAAACCCUGGAGUCUGGAAUACCUGAAUUUGAAUACAGCCUCAGACAUUUUCUAACUGUAUGGCCCUGAGAAGGUCAUUUAACUUCUUUCUGCUUCAAUAUCUUCAUCUGUAAAAUGGUGAUAAUAGCACCUAACUCCCAAGGAGGUUAUGAAGAUAAAAUGAUAUAAUAUUAUAAAGUGCUUUGCAAAUAUUAAAGCCCUAUAUAAAUCCUAGCUAUUAUUGUUAAAUAUAGUACAGAUGAGAUGCAGGAGACCUCAGUAGUGAGCUAGUCGAAUCCCUUCUAUAAUAUGUCCAAAAAGGAACCAUCUCUUUGACGAAGCCUAACAAACCACUACCCAAGGGAGCCUUAAUUCUUUUUUGUUUGCUUAAUUUAUUUGCUGUUGCCACAGGUCUCUUAAGAUGAGAUCAGAAUUUGAAAUGAGCAGUUUCCCCCUCUAUUUCUUUUCUUUUUAAAAAAUUUGCCUCUUGAAUUAAACAGUGGGGAACCCUAAAAGAUAUGGAGGAGAGUUCUGAUUCUAUGGCCUAACCAACCUAAUUUUCUUCUGUUAAAUAUUCUUCCUGUUUUAUUAUUCCUUUUUUUAAAAAAAAAAAAAGAAUGGAUAGUAGGGAAGGGUUGACUGUAGAUAGUCUAAUCUAUCCAGAACUAUACUUAUCUGAAAUUUUUGUUUGACCCAUGCUUGUCAAUAUUCAGGCUUACUUACCUGACUUGGGCCCCCUCUCCCACUUCCCAAAUAAUUCCCAAUUCUUAUUUAUCUUCUUUUUUUUUCCAACUCUCUUCUACAAAUACAGAAUGAGGUCAUGACUUUCAUAAUUUUAAAUGUCUUGGUUUGAGAACAAUUGGAUUAAGAAAUAUUAAAAUAUUUUAAAAGCAAAUAUGAAAGUUUUGUUUUUAAGGUUGAAACUGACAAAAACAAUGUAAAAGGAUUUCAUGAAGUUAACAUUUAAGCAUAAUUAAUAUUUUAUAUGGAUUUACUUAGAGUUUAAGGCUUUAAAUGAUUAUUUUAGGAAAUUUACUUUACCUCUCUGGGAAAAAAGGCAGUUGUACACAAUGACCUCUGUGGUAUUUUUCUGGCUCUAAAUCUAUUAUCCUGUGGUCCUCCUAUUUUCCAGGAAAUUAUAAUGUGACUCAUAAGUAGCCACUGAAAUAUUCAUAUUCAAAAAGAAAAACCUGUUCUUAUAUCAUUGUUCCUACAAAAUAAACACAUACAAGCCCUUUGAUGUAAUUAUAACAAAAGUAAAGCUUACAGUUCUCUAAUGCUUUAAGCCAUACAAAGUCAUUUUCCUCCUAACAGAAUCUCAAGAAUUGGAAACAGGCAACCUCAGAGAUCAUCACCACCCCAGCCAACCCAUGUUGUUCAGCCAUGUCUUCUCUUUGUGACCUGUAUGGGGUUUUCUUAGCAAAGAUAGUGGAGUGGUUUGCCAAUUCCUUCUCCAUUAUCCAACCCAUACCUGAACAAAUAUCAAUUUACAAUGUCCCCAACAAGUGAUCAUCCACCUUUUGCUUGAAGGCCUCCAAUGAUGGAAAAGUCAGCACUUCAUAAAGCAGUGCAUUUCACUUUUGGAAGGAAAAAUAGCUGCUAUGUCCCUCCUAAAUUUUCUGUUCUUUAGUCAACAGCCCCAGUUCCUUCAACAGUUCCUCAAAUGGGAUGAAUUAAAGAUCUUUUACCAUUGGGGUCACCCUCCUCUGGACACUCCAGCUAAUCAGUGUCUUUGUAAAAAUGUGCCUGGCUCCUUGAACUGAACAUAGUACUCCAGCUAAGGUCUGACCAAGGUAGAGCACAAUAUGAAUGUUUCCUCACUAGUCUUAAACACUCUGCCUUUCUUCAUGGACCCUAAAAGUGUGGAUUUAGAGUGAAAAGGAACUUUAGAAAUCAUAAAGGUGAAAUGAGUUGUCCAAGGUCACAUAGGUAGUGAGUAGCAGAAUCCAAACCCAGUCUUCUUUCCACUGCUCUUAUGAUGUUCCUUGAUCAUAGCAACUGCUUGAUAUAGAUAGUCUAUUUUCAGGGAAGGAAUUGACUUGCUCAUGGCCCAACAACUAAAAAUUGUUGGUGCCGGGCCUUAAGCCCAGGUCUUCUCACCUGAAUGUAAUUCUCUUUCCAACACCACGUACACAUAGACAACUUAAGUCCCAGAUCAGUUGAGUGAUAGCCAUCAAACUAAGUACUAAAGAAUAGUAAAGAAAAAUGGAAGAGUUUUCAAGGAGAGCAAAACCAGGAUUCAAAUGGGUUUGGGAAGGUUAAACUGAGGGCACAGAAGUAGGAAAUUAUGUAGGGGUUUAGAUCAGACAAAAACCAAGAAAAUAGAUUGUUACUUACUUCAACAAAGUUUCUCUAGACAUCAACAUAAUUAAACAGAGUACAAUUUUUUUUUGGUGAGGCAAUUGGGGUUAAAUGACUUGCCCAGGGUCACACAGCUAGUAAGUGUCAAGUGUCUGAGGCCGGAUUUGAACUCAGGUCCUCCUGAAUCC
Messenger RNA from Dromiciops gliroides (monito del monte), 12791 nucleotides. RefSeq names its product ARFGEF family member 3 (gene ARFGEF3). The transcript is spliced from 34 exons. Gene Ontology annotation, molecular function: guanyl-nucleotide exchange factor activity. NCBI's taxonomy places the organism in Eukaryota, Metazoa, Chordata, Mammalia, Microbiotheria, Microbiotheriidae. Gene Ontology annotation, biological process: regulation of ARF protein signal transduction. The record is from RefSeq and is a predicted model, not a curated record. The coding region runs from base 285 to 6818 and encodes 2177 amino acids.